Paramecium tetraurelia is the source of this 330-nucleotide messenger RNA. RefSeq lists its product as uncharacterized. The record is from RefSeq and is a predicted model, not a curated record. NCBI's taxonomy places the organism in Eukaryota, Ciliophora, Oligohymenophorea, Peniculida, Parameciidae. The transcript has a single exon.
AUGAAUUAGCUAAUGAAUUAAGAUAAUCAAAGGCAAAUUAACAAUGAUCAACCAAAUACUUAUACUGUCAAUAUUAGCGUAAAUACACCUUAAUCAACUUUCACUAUAUCAGUAGCUAUCGACCCAAACAUUCAUUUUAAUUAAUUUAUAGAAGGAAUCAAAGAAUAAAUAUUUGCUCAAAAAAUGUAAGCACAAUAUGAAGAUACUAUUGAAUAUCAAAUGGGGAAUGGAUCACUUCUUUUGUCAAACGAAACGAGAACCUUAUAGAACUUGGGGUUUACUAAUAAUUGCUUAUUACAUGUUAGACUUAAGCUCAAAGGAGGAAGAUGA